AUGCCGCCCUGUCGCCCAGCCACCCCGCCGCCCCGCCUUCCUGCCUCCCCGCCUCCCUGCCGCCCCGCCUCCUCGCCUCCCUGCCGCCCCGCCUCCCUGCCGCCCCACCGCCCCGCCUCCCUGUCGCCCAGCCUCCCCGCCGCCCCGCCUCCCUGCCGCCCCGCCUCCCUGCCGCCCUGUCGCCUCCCCCGCCUCCCAGCCUCCCUGCCGCCCAGCCUCCCUGCCCCCCAGCCUCCCUGCCGCCCAGCCUCCCUGCCGCCCAGCCUCCCCGCCUCCCCGCCGCCCCGCCUCCCCGCCGCCCCGCCUCCCUGCCGACUACACCAACGCCAGG
Molecule: messenger RNA, 331 nt
Organism: Salvelinus namaycush (lake trout)
Lineage: Eukaryota; Metazoa; Chordata; Actinopteri; Salmoniformes; Salmonidae
Product: verprolin-like
Exons: 1
Source: RefSeq, a predicted model, not a curated record